Molecule: messenger RNA, 2414 nt
Organism: Onthophagus taurus
Lineage: Eukaryota; Metazoa; Arthropoda; Insecta; Coleoptera; Scarabaeidae
Product: annulin
Biological process (GO): peptide cross-linking
Molecular function (GO): protein-glutamine gamma-glutamyltransferase activity
Source: RefSeq, a predicted model, not a curated record
AGAGCUGUAGCGCUCAAAGUAGCGUUGCUUUUUAAUCCAACAGAGCCUAUAACAGAAAAGUGCACGAUGGGACGUAGAAAAUGGUAUAGAUGCAACUGUAUGUCUUGUUUUCGGGCUAAAUAUAAAGUUAACGAAACUCCUUUACAAGAAUUACCUAAACCUAAAGAAGCAGACGAAACCGACGGGCUACCGUAUAUCGAUGCCGACAAAGAAGCCGACAUUCUCAUCGUCAGAAAAAUUGACCCUUGCAUCGCCGCAAAUGGGCCGGCUCAUAAUACCUCAAAGUACCAUCUAAUGACCAGAUCCGUUGAACCGCAAUUAGUGGUGCGAAGAGGUCAAUCUUUUAGACUUGACAUCCAAUUAAGUAGACCUUACAAUGAUACUAAAGAUGGAAUUUCUUUUGUAUUUGUUGUUGAUGAUUCUGAAAAACCUAGUCAUGGUCAAGGUACAUUAGUAGCUGUACCAUUAUUAAGAAAACCCGAUAAAUCUUUACCGUGGAACGUUAUUUUAGAAUCAGUUAGCGAAGAUUUACUAACGGUUCAAGUUACAUCACCAUCUGAUUGUCCCGUUGCGAAAUGGAAAAUGGAAAUUGAUACAAAAUUGGUUGAAGAUGGUGCUUAUCGAUAUAGUUGGGAAACUGGGAUUUAUCUUCUUUUUAACCCCUGGAAUAAACGCGAUCAAGUUUAUAUGAAAAAUGAGGAGUGGAGGGAAGAAACGACCUUAAAUGAUGUUGGAUUAAUUUGGAGAGGAACCGCGAAUAGAUUACGACCAACAAUUUGGAAAUACGAUCAAUUUGAAGAAACUAUUUUGGAAUGUUCUUUGUAUGUUUUAAAUUGUAUCGGAAAAAUCCACGGAAAUUCCAAAGCCGAUCCAGUACAAAUAACGCGAGCUUUAGCCGCCGGGGUUAAUAGCGUUGAUGAUGAAGGUGUUGUUAUGGGAAAUUGGUCUGAAAAUCAUUCGGGAGGGACUCCACCUACAAAAUGGAUUGGGAGCGCGGAAAUUUUACAAAAAUAUUAUAAGAAGAAAAAACCAGUUCGAUUUGGACAAUGUUGGGUUUUUGCAGGGGUUGUAACAACAAUUUGUCGUGCUUUGGGAAUUCCAUCAAGAGUUGUAACAAAUUAUUCAUCGGCACACGAUACUCAAAGUUCUCUAACAGUAGAUUUCUUUAUGGAUUCGAACGGAAAAAUUGUGGACGAUCUUAAUUCUGAUUCGAUAUGGACGUUUCAUGUUUGGAAUGAGGUGUGGAUGAAAAGACCGGAUAUCGGCGAAGAAUACGAUGGUUGGCAAGCAAUUGAUGCAACACCGCAAGAACCGAGUGAGGAUGUGUACCGUUGCGGACCGGCAUCCGUGUUGGCUUGCAAAAGAGGGGAAGUUCUAAGACCGUACGAUGGUUCCUUCCUUUUCGCGGAAGUCAACGCAGACAAAGUUUUUUGGAGAUACACCGGUCCAACUCAACCUUUAAAACUCUUGGGUAAAGACAUGUUAGGUAUAGGAAAAUUAAUAAGUACAAAAGCACCCGGAAAAUUCGAAAGAGAAGACAUUACAUACACAUAUAAACACCCGGAAAAAACACGCGAGGAACGCGUUACGAUGUUAAAAGCUCUCCAACAAUCCGAAAGUUCAUUCUCACGAUAUUAUCUCAACGAAGAUUUUAAUGAUAUUCACUUUAAUUUCGAAUUACGCGAUGAUAUUAUCAUCGGAGAUCCAUUUACUGUUUGUUUGGUAAUGAAAAAUCGUAACAAAAACAAAGAUUUUAACGUUUCGGUUAUUUUGAGAGUCGAUGUUAUGGCUUACACUGGUAAAUCAACCGAACAAAUUAAAAAAGAAAAAUUUGAUAUCGUCGUUAAAUCAGAGUCAGUACACGAAGUCAAACUUGAAGUGCCAUACAAAGAUUAUUUCAAAAAAUUAAAAGAUCAAGCUAAUUUUAAUAUAAGUUGUUUAGCUACAGUUGAAGAUACCAAAUUCGAAUAUUAUGCUCAAGAUGAUUUUAGAGUUCGUAAACCGGAUAUUAAAAUAACUUUACCCGAUAAUCUUCAGGUAGAUAACGAAGUUAUUGGUGAUAUCGAAUUAGUAAAUCCACUGCCAAAUCCAUUGAAAAAAGGGGAAUUUCUCGUUGAUGUACCAGGAUCAAAACAAAUCAAAAUUAAGGUAAAAGGGGCUGUUUUAACUAAACAAAGCGCGGUCGCUCAGUUUAAAUUUACACCAAAAGAGAUUGGAAUGCAUACAAUCGGUGCUAAAUUUACUUCUAAAGAAUUAAACGACGUCGAUGGAUUUGUUAACUUUAAUGUACUGCCCAAGGAGGAGGCUCCACCAGUUUAAUUUUAACGCUUAUUUUAUCAAUUUAUUAUUUUUAUUACGUCUUCACGUUAUUUAUUCAUGUAUUUUUAGAGCACUCAAUGAUUUUUAUAUAUUUG